Molecule: messenger RNA, 5535 nt
Organism: Maylandia zebra (zebra mbuna)
Lineage: Eukaryota; Metazoa; Chordata; Actinopteri; Cichliformes; Cichlidae
Source: RefSeq, a predicted model, not a curated record
AUGGCGUGUUUAACCAGAAACAGCAGCGGUCGCGGAACCAGUACAGCAAGAAAAUAAAAGUGUGUGUCCGCUGGUAUCUUUUUUGGAAGACAAUGCCCUCCUGUGGGAUCUUCUUUUGAGCUUUUAUGCCGUUUCUUAUCUGCCCUUUACUCUAGUGGUGACUAUGAGAAACGUCUCCCGCCUACCAGCUCUAGCACAUACGCACACACUCACGCGCGCGCGCAGCACUUCUAUGUUUGUCAGAGUCAAAUCCGAGGGAGAGGAGCUAGCCGCCAUUUUCUAAGCGUCUCUCCCUAAAACGAGAGAAAACGGCUCGCGGCAAACUGCCGUCUGGAUUACCUCUUCCUCACCGGGAAUCGGACUUUUCGGUAAAGGAUUGCCGUGAAAUCGCCUACGUUUGAAGUAAUUUGGAGUAGAAAGGACGGUUUCGCGGCCUUGCCCUUAUAUUCGGCGAGGCUAGCUGGCGAGUAAGGUGUAGCUCGUUGAUUCGCCCAUUGCUGUAUCCGGAACGAACCCGAGCGGCUCUGCGCUGUGGACCCGGGCCCCUUUUCCUCCGCUCUCUGGUUGCAUUUAUUAUUUUAUGGAUAUUAAUUGAUGGCUGAGUGAUCGAGUCAACGCGCCACAUUUUGUGCGUGUGUGUGCGUGUUAGCACCCUUGGAUUUUUUUCCACCAGAAACUGCAGGGGAUUGUUGCCGAAAUUCCCUCGGAUAGUGCAACCUCGUCACGUGGCUGUCCUCAGGUGGGGCAGUAAGCGGGUGGAGUGGAGCAGGCCGCGGUGCCCGUCCCUCUGCACUGCAUGGCUGCGAUGGCGCCCGCUCUCACCGACGCCCCAGCCGAAGCUCACCACAUCCGCUUCAAACUGGCUGCCCCAUCCUCGAGUCUCUCACCAGCCAGUGCAGAGAACAACGGUAACGCCAGCAACAUCCUCAUCCACAGCAGCGGCCCCGCCAAGUGCAAGGCCACCUCCGAAGAGUGUCCCCUCGACUAUUGUGGCGGAGGCGGUAACCAGGAACAGCAGCAGCCACAGGCCCAAUCUGACUCUGUGUCCCAGGCCUCUGCCCUGGGCAAACUCCAGCCACUUGUGGCUUCUUAUCUUUACCCGGAUGUGACACCUGUCCCUUCAACUAAGGAGUCAAUUAAGCUGCAAGGAGUCCUCAUUAAACAGUCUGUGCUGAAAAGCCACAGAAUACUGCCCAACUCUCUGCUCAACGGCAGCGGAGACUUCCUCAGGAAGAGGCAGGCGAUUGAACUGUCGGGCGGCCAGCUCAAAAGUCUCAUGAGUGGCGGCACCAACGGAAGCGGCCAGCCCAUGGCACCCGUCAACGGCCUGGCCAAGAAGCUGGCCACCAUGUCCAGCUCUGGCUGUGUGGUCGCGGUGAAUGGCGACAAGCCUCCCGCCGCCACCGACUCUCAGCCCCAGAACCUGCCCUUUGACUCUGAGACCUUGACGGCGACCUUAACAGGGCACAUCCCUUUGAAAGGAGCUCUCAAACGGAGGCAUUCCUCUGGGGUUUCUCAAAACACAGAUGGACAAAAUGUCGAACCACCAGUGCUUCAGUCAGCUGCACUUUCUCCCUUUACCAGCGGCAACCCUAACCCAGUUGAACAGGCGAAUUUGGAGGAAGCAGAUCCAGAUACGCCUACGAGUCAGCCACAGGGUUUUGAUGGAGAGCGGCCAGGCAGCAGUCAGCAGGGCUCACCGCCAUGUACGCCUGCACCUCCCAUACCCUGCAGUUCCUCCUCAGAUAGCCUCGACGUUCAUGUAAGAGAACGCACUCUCAUCAAUAGCAGCCGCCAGGCUGAGCUCGAGAGCCGACUGCGACGUUUGCACAAACGUCUUCAGGUGGUACAGGCAAAGCAGGUUGAGCGGCACAUUCAGCAGCAGCUGGGUGGCUUCUUGGACACGGCCUUGAAUCGGCUACUAGGCAGCAACCGGAAAUCAGAGACUGCAACCCCCACAGCUUCAUGGAGGACCGGGCGCCACUCGUCAAACAACCGGGACGGUCUGAGUCGUUUCCUGAAAAGUGGCUCGAUGCCCUUGGAGCUGGAGAGGUUGUAUUUGAGUGGCUCAGCCAACCUUCAUUCAGCAGAAAGCGCCUUUGACUCUGAUGUAACAGAGAGUAGCUCUGGAGGGGACUCUGACCUGGAGGAGGAGGAGCUGUCCCGAGUGGACAUUGAGCAGCGGCAUGUCAAAAUAUGGAAGCGAGCAGAGAGCCGCUACACCGUGGAGAGAGCUGCCAUCAUCAGCCACUGGAACUGGCUCCAGGCCCACAUCUCGGACUUGGAGUACCGCAUCCGGCAGCAGACGGACAUUUACAGACAGAUCCGCGCCAGCAAGGGCUCAGUAGAGCUGGGAGGUGUUUCGCCAAGUGGGGUGCUUGCAGGUGGGACAGAAGUAAAAGCAGAGCCUGUAAACACUCAGGACGCCGGUUCAGAACGUCUGGAGCACACGGGCACCGCCCAUAUCAGCAGCACAGAGCCGGGCCCUUGGAAAGGUCAAAACGGGCAGCCAGUCAACGGCGUCCUCAGCAGGAUGGCAGAGAGCACAGACGCCAAGCAUCAGCAGCCGUCGGCCUACGACAGCACAUGCGUGGCUGCACGUACGCGGCCGCUAAUCAGCUGCCGCCGGCGGCGACUCAUUCAGCCCAACACUGUGCCCAACCUUAACGGCAAGGCCCCGAGGAGCAGCUGCAUCCAGUGUAACUGCAGGGUUAACCCCACCUGUGUGAUGUGCGGUGGCUGGCCCACCCCCAGAGAGGACCCUCAGUACGAGCUGCCCACCUUGGAGCGCCUGUCAAGGCUGGAUCUUGGCGUCCAUCCCAUCCUCUCCUUCCCCGACGACGUUUGUAUAGGUCUGCGCCUGCAGCAGGUGAUGAAGAGCCAGUGGCAGACCAAGUCACUGGAGAGGAGCAAACCACUGAAGAAGCUCUCCCUCAAACACAAGCUCUCCUCAUCCAAAGAGAAGCACAAGUUCACCAACUCGCUCAUGGCAGUCAGUGUUGCAGGAUUGGGCCACAAGAGAAGCGCUGAGAAGUCGAGGACAGUUGACAGCAGCGUUGGCGGAGGCGGCGGCGGCAGCAGCGGCGUGAUGAACGCGGCCAGGCUGGAGGGCCAGGCUGUGUGCAAGACAGAGCGGCUGCAGGCCAUCUCGACCCCGUUAGGGCCGUACGACAAGAACUACAGCCGCAAGAGAAUAAGGGAGCACUCGCUGGAGAGAGCGGACUCCUCCCCCAAGCUCUUCAUGGACUCGAGCACCCCCUGCACGACUCUAGCCAACAUGCACUCGUCCCUGCACAGCCCCCUAACACGCCAGCUGUCCACAUCUUCAGAGAACUCUGUGCCGCUGGGCCUGAGCAGCCAGAGUGUCCCGAGCACGCCUCAGCAGCCAAUCAAGAGGAGGCGAGGUGAAAGCUCCUUCGACAUCAACAACAUAGUAAUCCCCAUGUCUGUGGCUGCCACCACCCGCGUGGAGAAGCUUCAGUACAAAGAGAUUCUCACGCCCAGCUGGCGGUGUGUGGACGCCUUCUCGCAGCCCAUAACCGAGGAGGAGAACGAACGCGAGGUGGAGGACCUGUCAGACGCAGCUUUCAUUCAGCUCCAUCAGGCCUAUGAGGACCAGGAGCGCACUCGCUGGACUUGGAGGGCCCUGGCUCCUGCUAAGAGGCGGGGCAGCAGGUCGUACAAGUCCGUGGACGGGCGCACCACACCUCUGCUGUGCGGGACCAACCCGCCCACCCCUCAGCCCGCGUCCCCCGACCCGGGCCACUGCCCAAUGCUGCAUGACUACAGCUACGUGCCGUCGCCCAUGAGUCCCGCCAGCCCCGACACCGCCUCCAACCCCCACACGCCCUGCUCGAGGGACUCCCACCGGCUCCUGUCCAGUGAGGACACGCGGUGCUCCACGCCAGACUUCACCUUCGAAGAGCGGACGGUGGCGCCGUGGGAACGCCGGUGCUUCCCCCUGCCCGAAGACCCAGCCCCAGAGCCCGAGUCUGAGAGCGACCACCAAGUCAGGCCCAGGAUGCGCAGCAUCUCAGGUUGCCGAGCGAUGGCCUACGGACGCCUCGAUUCGGAUGACGCAGAGCCGCCCCUUGACGACGAGAACAGUGGCGGCGCCCUAAAACACAAGUCCUCCACCCACCGAUGAAUGAGGGCCCCCCCCCACACACCCACACACACACAGCUCCUCUCUGGCAUUAACAAGCAGAACCUCAGCGCAGAAUAACAUUAAAUGGGUUCCUGUUGUUUGAUAUUCAAACAUCAGUCUAAUACUUUCACAGUUUUUAGUGAACAUUACGGAGAUAGAAGCCUUUCCCGACACUUGUUUUUUGUCACACGAAAGAAAAAAAAAAAAAAAGAUAAAUGUUUAAAAAAAAAAAAGUAUAAAAACAACACGUUACAAAAAAAUUUCUGUAGUAGGCUAAACAAUGUACAUGGGGGCUUAGUGGUGUUUCAUACGUCGCGUGUACACUCGUAGCGCACUAUGUAGCGGACUCCUCAAAAAUAUGGCCAAAGGGUUUUUUUUGUUUUUGUUUUUAUUGACUAGUUUGCUUGUAAUUCCCAUGUACAUUUUUAGUGGAGUGACAAAUAAAACAAUAAAAAAAGGAGAAAAAAAAUCAGCCCUUCCUCUUCCUCCGCCCCCUCAGACCUUCCUCAUCCAAAUAAAACUGAUACAUUUGAGAUGUGGUUCCCCCUCCUUCCACUAGAGGUCGCCUGAACUCACCAGAGCACUUCUUUAAACUGCCAAGUCUGGUUUGCUUCAUUAUGUUUUUUUCAUUCCUGACGUGUUUUUUGUUAGUUUUUCUCUCGUUCUGUUCUGACUCAUCCUCUUCUUUUUUGUGCGUUCCUUUUAAUAGUAAAUCAUUCCUUUUUUGAUCUCCCGCCGCUGCCUCUGUUUUCAGUUCAGCUUCACAGGGCAGCACAAACAGACGCGGCGUUUUUAAGUUUGUUUUUUAUUAGUGUUUUUUUUUUUUUCUUUUUAAAGCACUUACCCCUCAAAGCACCGCCGCUGCAUGUCAGCAAACACGCUUGCGUCCGAUCCCGACGGCACAAAGGCGUCCACUUAAUUUAAAAAAAGAAAAGAGGAAAUGGAAACGUCAAAUCGCAGCGCGGCAAACAAACCCCGCCCUCCCUCCUCUCACAUUUCACAUGUAGCAGCUCUCAGCUGAAGCCGCCCUGAGCUCAGGUUCUCCAAGGGAAAAAAUCUUCUGCUGCCCCCUCCGACCGAUCGAUCGAUCGAACGUCACACUCAGACCGGAUUUUAUUUUCACCACAUCCUCCAUAUAACCUCACACACUCCUCCUCCCUCCACCUUAAAGUAACUAAUUGCUAUGCAAAAAAAAUCUAUGGUUUUUCAUUUUACACCUUUUUAUCCCGCAGCCAUUCAGUCACUGUUUGUUUUUUUCUUUUUUUGUAGUUAAGCGAGAUGUCGAUGUACCUGUUUGAUUGUUGCAGCAGUUAUAACCUAAUCAAAAAGCUGAAUUGUUUUUUCUUUUUUUGUAAAUAGUACCAUUAAAACAUUUAUGUUUAACUUGG